AUGAGUAAUGCAAUGAGACGAUUUAAUCCAGCUUGGUUUGAGAAAUAUGAAGGGUUUUGUAACUGGAAUAAGCCUGACAGGUUAGACACUCAUAUGGGUAAAUCAUCCAACAGUUCUCACUGUAGUGCUGCUGAGAAAUGUGAUAACUUGAUGAAGCAAGGUCAGUCUAUCGUGCAUGCCUUGUUUAAGCAAGACGAUGUGGUGAAGAAAGAGUACCACAUUCGUUUAAAUGCUUCAAUUGGUGUUUCCAGAUAUUUGUUGCGACAAGGAUUGUCUUUUCAUGGUCAUGAUGAGUCAGAAGAAUCUGCCAAUAGAGGAAAUUUCUUGCAACUCGUGAAAUACACAGGAGAACAAAAUGAUGCUAUAAAACAAAUGGCUGUUGUAUUCCGAUUUGUUGAUAAGAGCGGAGCAGUGAAAGAAAGGUUUAUUGGAGUUGUUCAUGUAAAAGAAACGUCAUCUGCAUCUUUAAAGUCUGCUAUUGAUAAUUUGUUUGCUAAAUACAGGUUGAGCUUAAAAAGGCUACGAGGGCAAGGCUAUGAUGGAGCAAGCAACAUGAAGGGGGAAUAUAAUGGCUUGAGAGCAUUGGUUGUUAGAGAAAACAAUGCUGCUUAUUAUGUUCAUUGUUUUGCUCAUCAACUUCAGUUGGUGGUGGUGGCAAUCGCAAAAAAACACUUUGAGGUUGGUGAUUUUUUCGAUAUGAUUUCUACAUUAGUGAAUGUAGUUGGAGCUUCUUGCAAAAGGCAAGAUAUGAUUAGAGAAAACUAUCAAAGAAAAGUGCAGGAAGGAAUUAGUAGAGGUGAGAUUAACACUGGUACAAGAUUGAAUCAAGAAAUUUUGCUUCAAAGACCUGGAAAUACUCGUUGGGGUUCUCAUCAGAAAACAUUGGAAGGGUUAGUUGAGUUGUUUUCUACUAUCAUUGAGGUUCUUGAGUAUAUCCAAAAUGAGAAGAAGAAUGUAGUUUGA
Messenger RNA from Camelina sativa (false flax), 963 nucleotides. The record is from RefSeq and is a predicted model, not a curated record. Lineage: Eukaryota; Viridiplantae; Streptophyta; Magnoliopsida; Brassicales; Brassicaceae.